UCUAGGAGAAUAUUGAAAUGCUGGAUGGUCAUUAUGGAUUCCUUAGUGUUUCCCCUUUCCUUUCUUGGCCUUGCCUUUCUUGCCACCCUUCUUCUUUUUAGAGGAGGGUCCGAUGCUAAAGAUGCUAUUUGCAAUUGAAGGAAGCAGAGCUACGUUGAACUUAUCAAUAAGUUGGUUCGAGUUUUUAUCCAUACAUCUGUACUGGUAUCACUUCUUGUUGUUGGUUACCUUCAAGGUUGCUUUUCUGUCAAUGUUUCUGUACUUGAGAGUAUAUCUGCUGUUGAUAGGGUCUAAGUCAAAAAGUUCUCUUGAUUUUGCGAUGAAUUCGUCAAAGUCUUCUAAAAAUACCAUUAUUUUUAUUAAACAGCUGU
Molecule: messenger RNA, 371 nt
Organism: Moneuplotes crassus
Lineage: Eukaryota; Ciliophora; Spirotrichea; Euplotida; Euplotidae
Source: the annotation of a GenBank genome assembly